Molecule: messenger RNA, 852 nt
Organism: Dicrocoelium dendriticum
Lineage: Eukaryota; Metazoa; Platyhelminthes; Trematoda; Plagiorchiida; Dicrocoeliidae
Source: the annotation of a GenBank genome assembly
AUGGCAUCGGCUCAGGCUCAAGACGAAGAUAUACAGCGCACUCUGCAGUUCACUUCGCUGCAUCUGCAACUUGUUCCUCUCCAAACCACAGAAGGAACCAUCCUCUGUGACACUUCCACAGGUUGUCCUAGACCCCUCGUGCCCGUCUCCUUCAGACGCACAGUCUUUGACUCACUUCACUCACUAUCACAUCCCGGUAUCCGUGCAUCUUUGAACCUGGUCACCGAACAUUUCUUUUGGCCACGUGUAAACAAAAAUGUUCGUUCCUGCGCUCGCGCCUGCCUUCAAUACCAGCGCUCCAAAGUACAUCGUCACACCCGCAGUCCUCUUGGUUCAUUUCCUGCCCCGGACUCUCGGUUCUCGCAUGUACACUUAGACCUGGUAGGUCCCUUGCCUCCGUCACGCGGAUUCGUAUACAUUCUUACAUGUGUUGACCGCUUCACCAGAUGGCCAGAAGCCAUCCCCGUAACAGACUGCACAGCUAAGACUGUUAUCCUAGCCUUCUUAGGUCGUGCGGCGCCCUCUCCAGCCUCCCUACACUGGCCCAUUCAGAGUUCUGCAACGGACUCCGAAACAUUUUACAUUUUAGACCAGAAUGGUCACCGAACAACGGUGUCCAUCAACCGCCUCAAAGUGGCUUUCUUUGACGAGCCACUUGCAACCCAUCCUGAUGCUCUCGCACAAGCACCCGCACUUGUGGUGACUUCCCGAGCACUGGAUAGCCCGGAAUCUUCUGUACCCCUUGACCCUCCACCUAUCCCGCCUCAACCCCAGGCAACCGACCGACGCGGUAGACAGGUCAAACGUCCGGUCCGUUUUUCAGAUUUUGUGAAAGUUUACUAUUUCCAUUAA